Salvia hispanica is the source of this 788-nucleotide messenger RNA. RefSeq lists its product as uncharacterized. The record is from RefSeq and is a predicted model, not a curated record. NCBI's taxonomy places the organism in Eukaryota, Viridiplantae, Streptophyta, Magnoliopsida, Lamiales, Lamiaceae.
AUGGCUGUCAUCACGUUGUUGCUUUUCUUGCUCCCUUUCCAUCUUCAUCUCUUCAAAGCUGCUGAUUCCACAUGCCCACAAUCCUUCAACUGUGGAAAGUACAAUCUCACGUUCCCAUUUACGAAAGCUGAUGAUCCUGGCUGCGGAUUAUUCACCGUUGAUGGCUGUGAUACUCCAUAUCCAGUGACUAAUUUAGGUGGUGGAGGUCUUGGUUUUGCUAUUUUGGAUUAUAAUUCAUCAGAGCCAAACAAGAUGUUUAUUGGUGAUUAUCAGCUUGGAGUUCAAUUGCGUAAACGCAGCUGCUUUGCCUUUAUGAACCAAUCCAUGCUUCGAUCGCCUUCUAUUUCCUUCUCAUUCUCUCCUAAUCUCACCUUGUUCCCCUGCUUAACUGAUCCUACUGAUAGAUCUAGAUUUGAUGACUAUUUCGUAAACUAUAGCAUGAUGGAUUGUCUAUACUCCGUGUACUAUAAAAUUCCAGCAUCCAAGGACAAAACUGUUGCUCCGGAAGGAUGUUCAUUAGUACAGCUACCUAUGAAUUCCAGUGGAAACUUGGAUGAUUUGUUCAGCAUGAUAACUUCUAAUUUUACUCUAGAAUGGAAUGUUUCUGAUGAAUGCCUUAGUUGUUUUAAUGCGGGAGGCCAGUGUCUUACCGCCAACAAUAACAGUUUCUCCUGCAGAAAAGAGGAUACGAGAAUUCGAAGGAUCCUGUUCAUAGGUAUGUCCCCUUUAACCAUGUGAAAGAAAGUAUCUUUCUUUCAUUCGUACUUGAACUUAGGGUGAGCAAAAAA